ACUGUGGCGCGAAACUUUUGACGAAAUGUCUUUCUGUCUGACCCGAGUGCAAGUAAAGUGGACGGGCACUAUCGAGCACCCCACGUGGAUCGAGAAUCAGGAGCUGCUGAUCAUACAAGGUUGGAGGACUAACGCGAAAGUAGAUCUUAUUGGAUUCCUCUUUGGAUCGGUACAACUGGGUCGCCGUCAGCUGAUUGCACAGGAGCUCAUCACACCGAUUGUAGAAUUGGCGGACGAUCUCUCGCCCGACAUCUACUUUCAGAGUGACGACAGUCCUGCUCCGUACAUUUUCGAGCGAUCCUUGGACCCGUACCUUCAGUGGACUUCGUGCUUGGAGGAACCUAGGGACGAGGAUACGCUACCAUCGCGGCAGGAGUAUUUGAAGCCGUACGAGAUCAUCCCUUACGCCUUCUACCCGAGGGCAGACGAAGUGGCAGAAGAAGUGGUGAUCGACGACGACGACAACGAAGAAGAAGACAACGACGAGGAAACAUCAGAGGAGGGAAGCCAUAGUGAACAUAGCGAGGGCGAGCUGAGUGAGGAGGAAGAGAAAGAAGAAGGAACCGGGUAUGAGAGGGAAGCCCCGCCGGAGGAAGCGAUGUGUACGGGAACGGAGGCGGAAGAUCCGGAAGCGGCGUGAAAGCGCGAAGAGAUUGCCUCUGGAAAGCGCUAGCUGGAGUCCGCUAGCGAAACCAGCCUGGGCAUCGGUAGCGAUCCGA
Messenger RNA from Chara braunii, 719 nucleotides. Lineage: Eukaryota; Viridiplantae; Streptophyta; Charophyceae; Charales; Characeae. The record is from the annotation of a GenBank genome assembly.